AGUACGUUUUAAACCAUAGACAUUAAAACAGCCCAAAUUAGGAUAGAGACGGAAAUUCACAUAAAAUCUUUAAUAUUCUUUAUAAUCUAAUCUUCACAAUUCACAUCCUCGAUAGCCAUGCGUGAGUGUAUCUCGGUGCACGUUGGUCAGGCAGGUGUCCAGAUUGGAAAUGCCUGCUGGGAGCUUUACUGCCUGGAACAUGGGAUCCAGCCUGAUGGACAGAUGUACGAAAAGAUGCCCAGUGAGAAGAACCAUGGGGAUGAUUCCUUCAACACCUUCUUCAGCGUGACUGCAGCUGGAAAGCAUGUCCCCAGAGCUGUUUUUGUGGACCUGGAGCCCACUGUUAUCGAUGAAGUGCGAACUGGGACCUACCGGCAGCUGUUCCACCCUGAGCAGCUGAUCACUGGCAAGGAGGAUGCUGCUAACAACUACGCCCGUGGACACUACACCAUUGGCAAAGAGAUCAUUGACCUGGUGUUGGACAGGAUCCGCAAACUGGCGGACCAGUGCACUGGUCUUCAGGGAUUCCUGGUUUUCCACAGCUUCGGCGGUGGCACCGGCUCUGGUUUCACCUCCCUGCUGAUGGAGCGUCUGUCUGUCGAUUAUGGCAAGAAGUCCAAGCUGGAGUUCGCCAUCUACCCAGCUCCUCAAGUGUCCUCAGCUGUGGUGGAGCCGUACAACGCCAUCCUGACCACCCACACCACCCUGGAGCACUCUGACUGUGCCUUCAUGGUGGAUAACGAGGCCAUCUACGAUAUCUGCCGCAGGAACCUGGACAUUGAGCGUCCCACCUACACCAACCUGAACAGGCUGAUGAGUCAGAUCGUGUCCUCCAUCACUGCCUCCCUCCGUUUUGACGGUGCCCUUAACGUUGAUCUGACAGAGUUCCAGACCAACUUGGUGCCGUAUCCACGUAUCCACUUCCCUCUGGCCACCUAUGCCCCUGUCAUCUCUGCUGAGAAGGCUUACCAUGAGCAGUUAACAGUGUCAGAAAUCACUAACGCCUGUUUUGAGCCAUCCAAUCAGAUGGUGAAAUGUGACCCUCGCCACGGCAAAUACAUGGCCUGCUGCCUUUUGUACCGUGGUGAUGUGGUGCCCAAAGAUGUUAACGCUGCCAUCGCCACCAUUAAGACCAAGCGCACCAUCCAGUUUGUGGACUGGUGCCCCACUGGUUUCAAGGUGGGCAUCAACUACCAGCCACCCACUGUAGUUCCUGGUGGGGACCUGGCCAAGGUCCAGAGGGCGGUUUGCAUGCUGAGCAACACCACUGCCAUCGCAGAGGCCUGGGCUCGGCUUGAUCACAAGUUUGAUCUGAUGUACGCUAAGCGUGCUUUUGUUCACUGGUAUGUGGGCGAGGGUAUGGAGGAGGGAGAGUUCUCUGAGGCCAGAGAGGACAUGGCAGCUCUGGAGAAAGAUUAUGAGGAGGUUGGAGUUGAAUCUGUUGAGGGUGAGGGUGAAGAAGAGGGCGAGGAGUAUUAGAAAGAACAUGAGGCCACUAGUUUAACAGGGCAUUGUGGUUUUAAAUAUGUUGGUUCCAAUGUUUGUGCUGUGAAAUGCCAGUUUGGCUAUGUUCUAAAUAAAUAUCCUGUGGCAUAUGAAGCUGUGUAUGUGUUUGUUGAAUCUGAAUUACUUUGAUCUUUUGGGUGAUGAAUGAAAAUCAGUAGUUGUUUAAUUAGUCUUUCAAAAUUUUGAAAUUCUGAAUCCAGCUGUAGACAUGAUUUUAAGACACCUGCAUAACUGAGUGAACAUAGAAUGCUGCCCAUGCAUGUUUUGCAAAAUGUCU
Messenger RNA from Centropristis striata (black sea bass), 1783 nucleotides. RefSeq names its product tubulin alpha chain-like. Gene Ontology annotation, biological process: microtubule cytoskeleton organization; mitotic cell cycle. Gene Ontology annotation, molecular function: structural constituent of cytoskeleton; GTP binding. Gene Ontology annotation, cellular component: microtubule; cytoplasm. The record is from RefSeq and is a predicted model, not a curated record. The coding region runs from base 118 to 1479 and encodes 453 amino acids. Lineage: Eukaryota; Metazoa; Chordata; Actinopteri; Perciformes; Serranidae. The transcript is spliced from 4 exons.